AUGGUGUUUCUCUUGUUAGCCAUCUUAAGCUUAUGCAAACCAAACUCCUUGGCCUGCAAUGAAAAGGAGAAACAGGUCCUUCUCCGCUUCAAACAAGCUCUCACCGAUCCUGCAAACCGCCUCUCUUCUUGGUCUCUCACUGAAGACUGUUGUGGAUGGGCAGGUGUCCGCUGUGACAACGUGUCUGGUCGCGUAUUCGAGCUCCAUCUUGGUAAUCCAUACGACCCUCAUGCUGUUAAAUUCAAUGGCAGGUCUGCUUUGGGAGGUGAGAUUAGUCCUGCUUUGCUAGAGUUGGAAUAUUUGAAUUUCUUGAAUUUGAGCUUAAAUGAUUUUGGAGGUACUCCCAUUCCUAGUUUCCUUGGCUCUAUGAGGAGUCUAACAUACCUUAACCUCUGGGAUGCUUCAUUUGGUGGUCUAAUACCUCAACAGCUUGGAAAUCUCUCAACCCUUCGCCACCUUGACCUAGGAGGAAAUUCUGGGCUUUAUGUUGAGAAUUUUAGUUGGAUUUCUCUUCUUUCUUCCUUGGAAUGCUUGUACAUGAGUUGGAUUGACCUUCACAGGGAUGUUCAUUGGCUUGAUUCUUUAAGUCUGCUCUCUUCCCUUUCAGAGCUAUACUUGCCAAAUUGUCAACUUAAUAACAUGAUUUCAUCACUUGGGUAUGUCAAUUUUACAUCUCUCACAGUCCUGUAUCUUCCUUCUAACAACUUCAAUCACAACAUGCCAAGUUGGUUGUUUAAUCUCAGUAGUCUUUGGUAUCUGGACCUGAGUGACAAUUCUCUGCAGGGUCAGAUUCCGAGCACCAUAUCAAAUCUUCAGAACUUAGGCUAUCUAAAUUUAUCAAUCAAUAUGUUAACAGGGCAAAUUCCAGAGUCUUCAGGGCAGCUCAAACAUCUAAUACUUGUUUCACUUUUUUCUAAUUCCUUAUGUGGCCCUAUUCCUUCACGGUUGGGAAACCUAUCAUCCUUGUCUUACUUAUAUCUUUAUAGUAAUAAGUUAAAUGGCACUGUUCCAAGGAAUCUGGGACUUCUUUCAAAUUUGGUGGUACUUUACAUCGGAAACAACUCCAUAGAAGGAACAGUAUCGGAAGUACAUUUUGCCAAACUCUCCAAGUUGAAGUACUUAUACGCGUCUUUGACAUCUGUUGUAUUCAAUGUGAGCCACGACUGGAUUCCUCCUUUUCAGCUUAAAUACUUAGUAAUGGGUUUUUGCAAGAUGGGUCCCAGGUUUCCUCUAUGGCUACAAACACAAAGAUCCCUUCAGAUUUUAGAGUUGUACGGGGCAGGAAUUGUGGACACAGCUCCAAAGUGGUUCUGGAAGUGGGCUUCACAUAUUCGAAUUAUCUAUCUUGAUCAUAACCAGAUAAGUGGAGAUUUAUCCCAAGUUCUGCUAAAUAGUACUGUCUUCUCUGUACAGUCUAAUUGCUUCACGGGUCAAUUACCACAUUUGUCACCAAAUGUUGUUGCGUUGCGUAUGUCCAAUAAUUCAUUAUCCGGACAGAUUUCCUCUUUCUUGUGCCAAAAGAUGAAUGGAAGAAGCAAACUGGAGAUACUCUACAUACCAUAUAACGCUUUGUCAGGGGAACUUCCUCAUUGUUUGCUGCACUGGCAAUCUUUGACUCAUUUAAACUUGGGAAGCAACAAUCUAACAGAUUUUGGUGGAAAUAAACUUACCGGAAACAUACCUAGCUGGAUAGGAGAAAGAACACAUCUAAUGGUUCUACAGUUAAGAUCCAAUGAAUUCUUUGGGGAUAUUCCUCCACAGAUAUGCCGACUUUCUUCUCUUAUAGUAUUGGAUCUUGCUGAUAACAGGUUAUCUGGAUUCAUACCGAAGUGCUUGAAAAAUAUCAGUGCAAUGGCUACAAGUCCCAGUCCAAUUGAUGAUAAAUUUAAUGCUUUAACAGAUCAUAUACUUUACAUUCCAUACACAGAGGAGCUUUUGUUGGUCAUUAAAGGCAGGGAAUCAAGAUACGGUAGUAUCCUUCCAUUAGUGAGGAUAGUCGAUCUUUCUAGUAACAAUUUGUCAGGAGCAAUCCCUUCUGAAAUCUCUAGUCUUUUUGGAUUGCAGUCUUUGAACUUGUCUCGAAAUAAUUUAAUGGGAAGGAUACCAGAGAAAAUCGGGGUUAUUGGAUAUUUAGAGUCUCUAGAUCUCUCGAACAACCAUCUUUCGGGUGAAAUUCCUCAAAGCAUCAUUAAUUUGACAUUUCUUAGUCACUUGGACUUGUCAUACAACAAUUUCUCUGGAAGAAUUCCUUCAAGCACACAGCUCCAGAGCUUUGAUGCUCUUGAUUUCAUUGGCAACCCUGAACUUUGUGGAGCUCCUCUCUUGAAAAACUGCACAGAGAAUGAAAAUCCGAAUCCCAGUGAUGAAAAUGGAGACGGCUUCGAAAGAUCAUGGUUUUAUAUUGGUAUGGCAACUGGAUUCAUAGUGAGCUUUUGGGGAGUCUGUGGUGCUCUUCUAUGCAAGAGAGCUUGGAGGCACGCUUACUUCAAGUUCCUUGACAACAUCAAAGACCGGGUUUAUUUGGCGACAGUGCUAAAAUUGAGCUGGCUCCGCUACCAUUUCAGAAGAUACCGCAUCAGUUUGAGAUGUCCAAGGAGCUGCAAACAGGAAAGAAUGGAGGAAAGAGGUAGUGGUGAAUCUUAAGAAAAACAUGUCCAGGUGAAGUGCCUU
Molecule: messenger RNA, 2670 nt
Organism: Vitis riparia (riverbank grape)
Lineage: Eukaryota; Viridiplantae; Streptophyta; Magnoliopsida; Vitales; Vitaceae
Product: receptor-like protein EIX1
Exons: 3
Coding region: 1-2643 (880 amino acids)
Molecular function (GO): protein binding
Source: RefSeq, a predicted model, not a curated record